Diversispora eburnea is the source of this 1212-nucleotide messenger RNA. The record is from the annotation of a GenBank genome assembly. NCBI's taxonomy places the organism in Eukaryota, Fungi, Glomeromycota, Glomeromycetes, Diversisporales, Diversisporaceae.
AUGGCAAAAUUUAAAUUAACAGAAAAAGACAAAGAAAUAAGAGACAAGACUAACAUUCGUGGAAAAAUUAAAGAAGUUACUCAUUUUUCUAAUGAUAACAAAAAUUAUGCAAUAGUAAUUAAUAAAGUUUAUAACUUAUAUGCUAUUAGACUUAUUAAUUAUGAUUACGAAGACAGUGACGAGGUAAAAGUAAAAGCAAUCAAAAGAUUUCCUGAUUUAAUGAAUUUUUACAAAACAAAGGAAGAAGUCUUUGAAAAAGCCAAAGAAAUCCCAGUAAAUCCAAAAUUAAUCAAUAAAUGUGUGUACGAAUUUGAAACGCAUGAAGAUGAUGUAGAAAACAAUAUACUCUUGAUUGGCAGAACUGGUAGUGGAAAGUCUACUUUAGCUAAUGUAAUUAGUGGUAGUAAUGAUUUUAAAGAAAGUGAAGGUUCAGUUAGCAAAACUAAAAAUUUCCAAAACGAAGUCUUUGAGCAUGAAGGAAUUAAAUAUCGAGUUAUUGAUACCAUCGGAGUUGGUGACACCAAUUUAUCCCAUGAGAAAGUUAUUUUCAAGCUUGCUGAGGCUAUUUACACAAUGAAAAGAGGAAUAAAACAAAUAUUUAUAGUAUUAGGGGGAAGAUUUACUGAAGAAGAAAGGGAACUCUUUGUUAUGGCUAAAAAAAUCUUUGGAAGAGAAAUUAUUGAACAUACGACCAUUGUGAGAAACAGAUUUGAAAGCUUUGAAAAUUCCGAGAAAUGUGAUAAAGAUAGGAAAGAACUGAGUAAAGAAAAUAAAGAAAUUUCUAACUUGAUUAAUAGUUGCGGAGGUAUUGUGUAUGUAAACAACCCCCCGCUAAGUGAAAGUGAAAAAAGACGAAAAAUUGAUGAGGAAGAUAGAGAAAGUUCACGAAAAAAACUGUUCGAACACUUAAAGUCUCGCAGCAACGAAACCUACAGAAUGGAGAAUUGGGAUGAUAUGUGUGUUGGAAUUAAUGACUAUAUGAAUGCCAAAAAUUUAAAAGAAAGCGGUGAAAAUACAAAUAACCCAAAAAUAUUUGCUGAAGCACGAACUAAAAUGGAAAUAAAUAAUAUAAAACAAGAAAUUAUCGACGAAAUUAAGAAUCAAUCACUCAAAUCGGAAGACGUUGAAGCGCAUUGCUUUACUAAAGUAAAUACUUUUGCAUUUAAUGUUGAUUUUACAUUCAAACUCAAAAAUAUUUGCUCAAUUCAAUGA